UGAAGUAUUCAAAAGUGGAUUCAGGGGUUUAAGCGAAACUUCAAGCCGUCUCUCAGCCAUGUCCACCAGGUACGCCUCUCUUUCAAUCUCCAUCUACACUUAAAUAUGUAUCUAUACGCGACUCCAUUUGUAUGUAUAUACCCAGGCCAAUGCGAGCAUUCAAGCGCUGGAUGAAGCUCCACGGCAUCAACUACAUCGACGCGCUCCGAUUCAUCCAGAACGAAGAAAACGACGCCGUUUGGGUCAAGACGGUGGCGGAUUUACACCAGGGUGACCUGGUGGCUACGAUUCCUAAACAGAGCUGUUUGACGAUGAAGACAUCAGGUGCGCGGCACGUGAUCGAGGAGGCUGGGCUUGAUGGCUAUUUGGGCCUUUCGGUGGCCUUGAUGUAUGAGAAGAGCUUGGGCCCUGAUUCUCCGUGGUUUGCGUAUCUUCAGCUGAUGCCGCAGUUUGAGCCCAUUCCGUUGCUUUGGUCUUUUGAUGAACUUGAUUUGUUUCUCUCCGGAACUGAGCUCCACAAGAUAGUUAAAGAGGACAGAGCUCUGAUUAAUGAAGAUUGGAAAGAAUGCAUUUCGCCUCUGUUUGAUUCAGCAACGGGUGUUAAAUUGAAUCCAGAUGAUUUUAGUGUUGAACAAUAUCUUAUGGCUAAGAGUCUGAUUGCUUCUCGGUCUUUUGAGAUUGAUGAUUAUCAUGGUUUCGGGAUGGUUCCAUUGGCUGACUUGUUUAAUCAUAAAACAGAUGCUGAAGAUGUACACUUCACCUCUGUAGCAUCUCAUUCCGACUCUGAAGAGGAUUCUGAAAUUAGUGAUGAUUCUGAAAAAAGUGGCAAUGAUUCUCAAAUAAGCAACAAUGGUUCUGAUAAAAAGAACACAUAUGAGAGUAAUAUCAAUGACGUUGGGAGCGAAUUAAAUAAUUCAGAUGACCCUGCGGUCCUGCAGAUGAUAAUUGUGAAAGAGGUGGAAGCAGGAGCUGAGGUGUUCAAUACAUAUGGUUCCAUGGGUAAUGCUGCAUUGCUACACCGAUAUGGAUUCACAGAGCCUGAAAACCCAUAUGACAUAGUGAACAUAGACCUUGAACUGGUUCUCCGUUGGAGUUCAUCCUUGUAUUCUUCUCGUUAUAGUAGGAGUAGGGUUGCAUUUUGGAAGAAACUUGAUUACUCGGGAUGUCUUGCCCAAAACUCUGAGUAUUUUGAAAUAUCAUCUGAUGGGAAACCUGAAAUAGAGCUGCUUGUUCUACUUUUUGUAAUGUCAUUGUCUGAGGACGAUUAUGGUGAUUUAAGUCUUCAAUUAUCAUCUCCAGGUGCCUGUAACAAGUUGACAGGUACUGUUUUAUCGAAGAAAGUGCAUGUCAUUUUGGAAAAAGGUAAAGAAAUGAGCAAAAAUGCUUUGCUGACAAAUGCUGUGAGAAGUGCUCUUAUAGAGGUUGCAGAUUUGCGAGAUAGGUUAUAUGGUUCGAGAUCACUAGAAGAUGACAUCAAGGAACUUAGUGAGUGUUGUUUUGUUAAGGAGAGGAAGUUGUACCAUUCUUUAGUGCUCCGUAUAAGUGAGCGUAGGAUUCUUCAGAAACUGAGAGCUUAUGCUUCUAGCGGUUUGUUAAGAAAUUGUGCGAGAGGCACUAAGACUAAGAAACUAAAAGUGAUAUGAAUUGUUUGGUAAUGCUAUGUUCUUGCAAGAUGUAGUUUCUCCAUCUGCAACUGUUCUACUGAAGAGUUGCAACAAUUGCCGAGAAAGUCUUCUGGUAAAAUUAAUUUGACUCGCCUUCUGUAGACUUUGUAUGCUGGUGUCGGUCAAGCAAGGUACAAGUGUUGCAGUUCUGGAACAAAAUUUUGUUGGUACAUGUUUUUUGUAUGAUACAGCAUUUGUGCCUUACGCAACUUUGUAUUGUUUUUCAAUUUACUUUCAAAGUAGAAAGAUUUAUAUUACCUUAAA
This is a messenger RNA of Daucus carota subsp. sativus, 1928 nucleotides long. Its product is annotated as ribosomal lysine N-methyltransferase 3. Gene Ontology annotation, cellular component: nucleus. The transcript has 4 exons. The record is from RefSeq and is a predicted model, not a curated record. Lineage: Eukaryota; Viridiplantae; Streptophyta; Magnoliopsida; Apiales; Apiaceae. Gene Ontology annotation, biological process: peptidyl-lysine monomethylation. Bases 132 to 1643 code for a protein of 503 amino acids. Gene Ontology annotation, molecular function: protein binding; protein-lysine N-methyltransferase activity.